This is a messenger RNA of Aspergillus luchuensis, 720 nucleotides long. RefSeq lists its product as uncharacterized. The coding region runs from base 1 to 720 and encodes 239 amino acids. NCBI's taxonomy places the organism in Eukaryota, Fungi, Ascomycota, Eurotiomycetes, Eurotiales, Aspergillaceae. The record is from RefSeq and is a predicted model, not a curated record. The transcript is spliced from 5 exons.
AUGUAUGCCCUGCCCGUGGGAAUCGUUUUCCUUUGCGUGGCGACGAUCACGGUCGCGCUGCGACUGUAUACACGGUUGAGGUUGGUGAGGAAGCCAGGAUGGGAUGAUUUGUUGAUUGUGGUGUCGUUGGCGACUGAUAUAGUGUUCUUUGCGUUUUUGGUUAUAGAAAGCCAAAACGGCCUCGCCGAAAACGAAGCAGAUCUUCCGCCGGAGGUAGUGAGGAGACAACUCAAGGCCCUCUGGAUAACAAUCCCCCUCUACAACCUCACCCUCACCCUCACAAAACUCUCCCUAAUCUUCCUCUACCGCCGCCUCUUCCCAACACAUACCUACCGCAUCCUCCUCAUCCUCACCCUCAUCUUCGUCAUCAUCACCGGCCUCUGGAUGGUCCUCAGCACCCUCCUCUUCUGCAUCCCCAUCAACGCCUUCUGGGAUACUUCCCUGCCCCGUACAUGUCUCCCCGAGGAUGUGGUCUGGUGUCUCAACGCCGCGUUCCAAAUCACUACGGAUUUGAUCCUUGUGGUAUUGCCGUUGCCGAUCCUGGCGAAGUUGAAUCUGCCAAAGAGGCAGAAGGCUGCCUUGUUGGUUAUUUUUGCUUUGGGGUUUUUUGUCUGCGCAACAAGCAUCAUCCGCCUAACAACCAUCGUCCGACUCCUCCGAGAUCCUGACUUUACCUGUACUCACCCCUACCCCCAUUUAUCAAUCAAACCCACAUACUAA